CCACUAUCAGCGCAUCAUCCACUGCACUUCAGCCAUCGGACUGGCCUCUCUGCGCCCAAAGACGGCACCAUGCUAGGAGGCACAGGAGCUGGAAGUCUCUUGGAUGAGCACAUCGACCCGGACUACCAACCAACUGAAAAGGAGGUGGAAGAAUAUGCAGAAUGGCUUGGAAUGGAUUUGGAAAAGGAUCGGGAUCUCUUUUGGAUCGCCCGGGCUGGUUUGAAAGCUCCGCUUCCUGCGCCUUGGAAGCCCUGCGAGUCAGAGGAUGGGGAAAUCUUCUACUUCAACUUCGAGACAGGUGAAAGUGUGUGGGAUCAUCCUUGUGAUGAACACUACCGAAAAGUCUACGAGAAGUACAAGGCAAAGAAGGAAGCCGACAAAGCGACAGGAAAUGAUGACAAAAAGAAAGAUAAGAAAGACAAGAAGGAGAAGAAGGAGAAGGACAAAGCUCGAAGAAACAGCAUGGGCAGCGGUGACAUCCUGGGUUUGAGCGGUGACUUUGACGUGCCCAAGAUGGAUUUGCCGAAGCCUGGGGAGUCGCUCUUUGGAAAACCCAGCAAGAACAAGC
Messenger RNA from Cladocopium goreaui, 568 nucleotides. NCBI's taxonomy places the organism in Eukaryota, Dinophyceae, Suessiales, Symbiodiniaceae. The record is from the annotation of a GenBank genome assembly.